AUGGCGUACUCAGGGGAUGGUCCAGCGGCUCCUCGACGGGGAGGGCCAAGGGCAGGGAUGGGAAGCUCAGAAGCACCUCCCACUAGACAGCAGAGAGGCCUGAAGGACGCCUGGCGCGCUGAUUGCGCUAGAAAGCAGCCACAGCAACAGAGACAGCAGCAGCUGCAUCAACAGCACCAGGAACAGCAGCUGCUGCAGGCGCAGCAGAAUGUACCGCCGAAUCAGACAGAUGAUUCGUAUUCGCAGCAGAUUCAACCUCCGCUCGAUGGCUCUAUGCCACCACCAUCGGAAUAUACAAGGAAGAGUUAUCAAAUGGACGCUGCAGAUGUCGCUUCGAGGCAGCAGCAGGAGGAGAGUAGGCAUCAGCAGCACCUGCUGCAACAGCAUCAAGCCCAGCAGCAGCAGCUACUGCAGCAGCACCAUCUCCAGCAGCAGCAAGUUCUAGAUCCGUAUGGCAGCAGCGUUGCGGCCUACGAAGCGGCAUAUGCAGCCGCCGCUGCAGCAGCAGCACCUUCGCUCUAUGGGGGCAUGGCACCAGCGGCUGCUGCAACAGGCACAGCGCUGCAGCACUUGCAGCAACUACAACAAAUCGGAGUCGCUACUCAGCUGGCACCCCUUCAGCCCUAUUGCCUUAGUGAGAUGGGACCGCUUACGGGCCUCGACCAGCAGCAGCUUCAGCAGCAGCAGCAACUCCAACAGAUGCAGCAGCAGCAGCUACAGCAGCAGCAGCCGCUGCAGCACAUGCAGAUGCCAGUACUGUAUGCCAUGCAGCAGCCCACGGGGACCCCUCUGGAACUGCAACAACAACAGGCCUUGGUGCUUCAGCAGCAGUUGCAGCUACAGCAGUUGCAGCAGCACAUUCAGCAACAAGACCCCUACCUGCAGCAGCAGCCGUACGCGGCAUACACCCUAGCGCAGCAAGCCAAGCUGUCGGCUGCUUACGGCGUCCCUGCUGCAGCCUUGCUGCCACAAAUGCAGCAGCAGCUGCAGCAGCAGCAGCUGCUGCAAGCGCUGCAGCAGCAGCAACUUCAGUACCAGCAGAAGCUUUCGGAUCAAGGGAAGCAGACACCGCAACAGGACAUGCAGCAGCUCUUGCCGAGCGACCAGCAGCAGCAACACCAACAGCAGCCUCAAGCAGCAGGUGCAUGCGAAGUGCAGACGGAAGCCGCUUCAGGCGCAGAUGUAUCUGUAGCAGCAGCAGCAGAACAACACAAAAUACUCCAUGGAGAAUACGCAGAAUCGUCGGAUGUGCGAGAGCCACUUCAGCAGCACUACCACCCCCCGCAAGAAUCGCGCAGUCAAUCGGUGGAGAGCCCACAGCCAGAGGCGGCUCAGCAGCAGCGGGCAUUGCCUCCGCAGCAGUCGCAGCACAAGGGCCGCGACACUGUGAGAAAUCGCCAAGGCUUUCAAGGAUCAUCGCAAGCGGUGAGCAGUUGUCGGGGCAGAGGAGGCAAGAUCCACCGCAGCAAUGCACCGGACUGCGGUUCAGCAGCAGCAGCUGCGGUUCCUGCCACCGUAGCCUUAGCACCAGAUUCUAGCCAGUGUAGUACGGCUCUCCAGCAGCAGCACCACCAGCCUCCUCGCAGGCAGCAGAGCAGAGCGCUUCCCCAAGACUCCCGAGGGCCCCCUCCUGGGGGCCCCCUGCUGCAGCGACGCAGCAGUCAUACCGAGGGCGACCGACAGCAGCGGCGGCUGCCAGCAGCGGCCUCCGCAACUGCUGCUGCCUCACAGCAUCCGCCAAGGCACGAUCGUGGGGGAUCCUUGAGACAGUUCCCCUCAGACCAGCAUGCGCAGCAGCAGCGAGCACGCAGAGGGGGGCGGCAGCUGCAAAGCCGCUUUGGAAUGGGCAGUUCAGGGGAUGGUUACUGUGGAGGCCAUGCGGAGACGGUCAAGGUCCCCAGAAGUAGUGCCACCUCCUCGACAGGUCACGGCCGCCCGACGGCGGUUGUCUCUACGGGUACUUCAGCCCCCUUACCGCGGCAGCGAGACAUGCAGCAAGAGGAGGCCCUCGAUCGACGCAUCCAGGCCAUAAGUGCAAACAACAGAGAAGUGGAAAAGAGACACCGCAUUGCAGAGCAGGAGCGUCAGGCGGCACGCAGACUUGAAGAGGCAGCAGCAGCAGCAAGAGCUGCAGACGGUACUCCGCAGACCCCGUCUUCUCGGCUUGUCUCCGCUUCCAGUGGGGUGCAUCCCCGCGCUGGCAGCAGCAGCGGUAGCAAACACAGGGUGGAAGCAAAGGCAGCUGCUGUGGACGCUGUGGGACAUAAUCCUGCAGCAGACUCAGCGGCGUCGGCUGCCACUGCAUUUGCCGGUGGUUGGACUUCUAGGUCGCGCACUGGCCGCUGGACAGGGUUCAGUCAGGGAGUUCACGAGUCGAACAAGGCUAGAGCUACAAAUGGUGCCUCCAACGCCGCCGGGGGGCUUCCGAGAGAAGCGUCGGAUACUCAAGCAAACCGCCGGCAUCACCAACAUCGGCAGCAGCAACAUCCGCAACCUGGCCGGCCAGCAACUGCGGCACCCUCCAGUGCAGACUUCCCCCCUAAGGCAAAGGGCCGUACUACAAGGAGCAUUUCCAGCGUGGACCGUCAAAGCGGGAGCAGCACUGAAGCCGCAGAGUGCGGGAACAACCCUGCCUCGGGACUAGAGCGCCAAGACAAGAAGCACUUGGAGGCCGACCUCCAGCAGCCGCAGCAGCAGCAGCAGCCUCAGCACCACCAUAACCAAGUGACAGGCGGUAGGAAGCACUUCGAAGGGUCUGCUGCUGGUCCAGCAAGGGAGAGGCGAGCCAAACAGUCCGGCCAUAGGCGGCACGACCCAUCACAGCAUCAGCAGCAGUCGCACGGAGCCGAGGGCCCUCGUACUACAGCGGCCACGAGUGCUUGGAGGCCCCAAGGGGCGUCCAAAGCGUCCAGAGGACUCAGUCAGAUUCAUGGGGUAUCUGCGAUAACGCAUCAGUCGGACGGAGUCAUUGGAGCAUCUGGAGCAGACUUGCCUCUGGCUCCAAUGGAAUUAUCCGUCCCGCCAGUUUCUGCAGCAGCCGAUGAAGAGUAG
Messenger RNA from Cyclospora cayetanensis, 3051 nucleotides. Its product is annotated as chromatin modification-related protein eaf-1. The transcript is spliced from 4 exons. Bases 1 to 3051 code for a protein of 1016 amino acids. The record is from RefSeq and is a predicted model, not a curated record. NCBI's taxonomy places the organism in Eukaryota, Apicomplexa, Conoidasida, Eucoccidiorida, Eimeriidae.